Messenger RNA from Papaver somniferum (opium poppy), 660 nucleotides. RefSeq lists its product as uncharacterized. The record is from RefSeq and is a predicted model, not a curated record. The transcript is spliced from 2 exons. Gene Ontology annotation, molecular function: cysteine-type peptidase activity. Bases 1 to 660 code for a protein of 219 amino acids. Gene Ontology annotation, biological process: proteolysis. Lineage: Eukaryota; Viridiplantae; Streptophyta; Magnoliopsida; Ranunculales; Papaveraceae.
AUGGCUUUAGAGGGAGAUCUUAUAAAUUACUGGCAAUACCAACUGAAAAAAGCAUAUCAUAAUGAGCAACCAGUGAAUGGAAAGAGAAAGUACAUUCCAGUACUCCACAUUGAUCCAACAGGCUGGUUUUAUUUAAGUGACCCAGUACAUCAAGUAGCAGCAAACACUGCUGUAUUCUUACCCAUCAGGAAUAUGGAGGAAGGAACCAGGAAGAUUAUUAUUCCAAUGUCACACCAAAACGUGCAUUGGACGCUUCUUGUGUAUGAAUGCGAGAAAGGCGAAUUCUUCCACUACAACACUUGGGAAGCUGUAUCCAAAAAUGAGUGUCUCGAUAAUGCUAAUCUUAUGGCAGAAUACUGCUUGUUAGCAAUUAAUGAACGCUUGUCGAGCCUGCGCCUUCCACUUGUAAGCAGAGUAAAGAUGAUUAGUUACCCAACACCUCAACAGGGAGACUAUCCAGAUUGUGCAAUAUAUAUCAUGCACAUCAUGAAGAAAGUUGCAAAGGAGGAAGUAAUUGAUGGAGUGCGAAUGAGCUUGGGAGACCCAGAAGAACUAAAGGACAAAAUACAUAAGAAUAGGAUCUCUUUAGCAUGCAAAAUACUCUCAGCAACAUCUCCUCCUGCGGAGAGCUGGAAUAUUCAUGCUCCAAAAGGUUUUUAA